This is a messenger RNA of Bicyclus anynana (squinting bush brown), 4782 nucleotides long. It is a transcript of the gene Scamp, whose product is annotated as secretory carrier-associated membrane protein 5B. Lineage: Eukaryota; Metazoa; Arthropoda; Insecta; Lepidoptera; Nymphalidae. The transcript has 8 exons. The record is from RefSeq and is a predicted model, not a curated record. Gene Ontology annotation, cellular component: trans-Golgi network membrane; recycling endosome membrane. Gene Ontology annotation, biological process: protein transport. Bases 164 to 1195 code for a protein of 343 amino acids.
CAAAUCUUCUGUGUUCUGUCACUUCGUCACCAUCAUCAAACUGUCAAUUUUCUGGAUUGAUUAUAUUUAUCAAUCGUUUUAAGCUAAAAAUAUAGUGUACAAGUAUUUACUUUGCGCUGUGUAAUCUUAAUAAAAUAUACAGUGGCGUAGUUUAACGUAAGGAAUGUCGAAGUUCGAGGAUAAUCCAUUUAGUGAUCCUGCCAUUGACAAUCCCUUUGCGGAUCCGGCGGUGCAGCAAGUCGCUAGAAGUACUAACAAUGCUACGAGAGGUCUCGACGACUACAACCCCUUUGACGGCCAACAAAAUGCAAAUCAGGCUACGCCAGCCCAGCAACCCACACAACCUGCAAUCAUGCAGGCGGUAUCGCCCCCACCAAGCAGUGGCCAGUACACUCGGCCAACUCAACAACAACAGAGUCAGGGACCACCACAGAACUUCACCACAGCUGAUUUUCAAAAGCGGCAAGAAGAGUUAGAAGCAAAGGCGGCAGAGUUAGCGAGACGCGAGGCAGAGUUACGCGCGGGCUCGGCGGGCAGGCGGAACAACUGGCCCCCGCUACCCGCCUUCUGCCCAAUCCAGCCCUGCUUCUACCAGGACAUCAAUGUCGACAUACCGCUAGAGUUCCAGAGGAUCGUACGCCAUUUGUACCACCUUUGGAUGUUCCACUCACUGGUCCUAGCCCUGAACAUAGUCGGAGGGUUAGCAAUCCUCUUCUCAGGAGGAGGUUUCACAGUGUUUGGUCUAUCGAUACUGUACUUCAUGCUUCUGACGCCCUUCAGUUUCAUCUGCUGGUACCGGCCGAUAUACAAGGCAUUCAGAAGCGACUCCUCCUUCAACUUCAUGGUGUUCUUCUUCAUAUUCUUGUUCCAAAUGAUCAUCACUUUGGUGCAGUCUAUCGGUUUCAGUGGUGGAGGCUCUUGCGGUCUGAUCACUAGCAUCGGCGCAUUCAAGGACAAUAUCGGUGCCGGGAUCGUCACCAUGCUGGUCACCAUCGGCUUCAUCACAUCACUCGUGGCCGAUGUUAUGCUUAUGACUAAGGUGCACCGCAUCUACCGGUCGACGGGCGCGUCUAUCGCCAAGGCGCAAGCCGAGUUCACGACGGAGAUCCUGCGCAACCAGCACGUGCAGACCGCCGCGUCCAGCGCCGCCGCCGCCGCCGUCAACGCGCAGAUCGCCAACGCCAACCGAUACUGAACACAACAAGGUACAUAUGGGUGAGAUUUUAGCAGCAUUUAAUUUGUGCAAGAGUACAGAGCGUGAUGCGCUUUUUAUUAAAUAAAUAAUACAUUAUUCAGAUUAAAAAUAAAUUUAUAUUCUUGAAUUAUUGUGUUAAUGGAUACGCUCGUUUAAUCAGUUAUUAAUAUGUAAUUAUGCAGAUAUUUAAUAAGUAAUUUGAGUUCCUUGCUGCCGACGGAACUUAAACAGUAAUAAAUUAAUUAAUUAAAAUAUUUUCAACAAAUGCUUGUUAAUAAUGUUAAGAUUUUUGUUUAUACUUUGUUUUUUUCAUAUUAAGAUAUCAUUCGGCUUUAUUCACGUUUUUCGAUGUAAAUGGUUUGGAACAUGCAUGGGGACUCUAAUCAUGACAUAGUUCGUAUUACGCGACCUUAUUGCGAGUAGUCGUUAGAUGUAAAAAGACUAAAUUACGUAUCAAUAACGCCCAAUUGUAUCUUAAAUAUAAAUGUUUCAAAUUAUUUUCUAAAAUAUAAUUUUCUAUGUUGUACAUAAAGCCUUCUUUCCUUGCAAUAAAAAGUCCUACAAGUUUUUAUAUCAUAUUAAAUUAUUAAUAAAUAUAUCGAAAUUAAUUAGCACUAAUUUAAUAAACUUUAAUGUCUUGAUGUAUUCUUCAAAAUGUUUAAUUAGCUGCUUAUAUUUUGGUAUAGUGUGCGCCAAAUUUCUAGUCCACUCUGAAGUUGCAACUUGCAACACGCUCGCUAUGUUUUUGUAUACUGCGCUGCUACGCGCCUCGUAUUCAAAGCGGACUUGAAGUUUGUAUUCUACACGCCCGGCAUACUUUGUUUUUAUGAUAUUAUUUAUUUUCUUUGUACAAAAUAUAGUGGAAACUUAUGACUUAAUAUAAUUUUAAACGUCAACUGUGAGUAUCGAUGCAUUGCGUCACCAAAAUGCCACAUCUAGCAAAAUUGCAGGAAAAAAAACGUGUGCAUCCCGGACACUCGACAGAAGUGAUAACUUAACUAAAUGAUUUAAUUAAUUAAAUUUCAUUUAGAAUCAUUUAUUAUCGGAGAGGUGUAAAGAACAUUUUGGCAGCAACAACAUAUAAACUUUUAAAAUGGUCUGUGGUCCGAAUUAGACACUUAUCAGAAGGUAGUAAAACUUGCCCUAAAUCUGAUUAAUCUAGUUUCUACUGUUUAUGGUUUGCUUAUAUGUAGAUGUGAUCGUCUUGAGUACAACAACACACGUUUUUUUUUGUCCCGAAGGUCUAAUAACAUCUCUCUGCUUUUGCCUAUAUGUAACGAAAUUAUUUUCUAAUAAAAAUAUAUACAAAAAAUAUUCUACCAAAUCAUAAAAAUAGAUGAUAUUGCAUUAUAAAUAAAACAAAAAAAAAAUUAAAAAACUUAUUCAAUAAUUGCAUAAAAAAAUUAAAACAUUCUGUUAUUUAUACGGCCCAAUGUCGUACGGCUGUGCAUGUAAUUAUAAUUUAUCUUACUAUCUAGUGUACCAUUACUAUUUGAUUUGAACUACAUGUCCCAAAUAACGUGACAAAUGUUAAAUACUGCUCCAAGAAACAAAAGAGCUAGACCAAGAAACUGACUGACAAAAACAGCUCAUAAUGGAAAAAUAAAACAGUUUUUCAAGAUUUAUAUAGUCGGCUUGAUUUUUUAUGUUAUAUGAAUCAUCUACGCCACGCCUACGUCGACAAGUUGUUCUUCAUUGUCUUUGGUUUUUGUCCGUUAAGUUUCUACAAAUCAAUUAUAAAUGUCAUUUUGCCGUGUCGCGCGUUGUCAUCGGUCUGGUGUUGCCAUUACUUAUAUUUUUAUGUUGUAAUAAUAUAUACAUCCUCACUUGUAUAUGUAUACGAAAUCACACUGAUAUUAUGCAUAAUUUGUAGAACCGCCAGGGCGUAGACAAUAUAGAGAGAAUACAAGUCGUAUAACAUAUAAUUGUAAUUCCUCUGACGUCAUAUUUUUGGUUCGCAAACUAGCCUGUAUUUUGUUUAGUAAUAUCGCAUAGGUACAUUUUUGUGACUGAAGUAUUUUUGUUAAAAAGUUAUUAUCAUUUUCAAAAUACUCUACGCCCUCACACAAUAUCCUUAAUUGUUAGAUAUUUCACCGCGCUAUGAACGACACUAUUGCAAAGUUUAGUUAAUGCUAGUUAUAACCACGAGCUUAUGAACGCUUUAAACUAUGUCAUUUUAUCAUCAUACCAAUGCACCAUCUCACUGAAAUAGAUAUAUUUAAUCAAUAUAUAUUUGUAACCAACCUUUUUCACAAUUAACUUAAAAGCAAAUCUAAAACAUUUUGUUCAUUUGCUAUAUUAUGUUAGAAAUACAAAUAUUCCCAUGAAGGUUACUUUAUUUUUUAAUUGCGUAUAUUGUACCAAGGUACGCGUUUUGUUUCCAAACAUCAUUAUAUUUGUAUGCAAUAAAUUUGACAAUAUAUUUACAAUACAUUUUGGUUAGUAAUUAGACUUAAACAGACUAUAUCAUUUCAAUUGUUAGAAUAUAACAUUCCAUGGGCGGCCAUGUAAAUAAAUUACUAUCAAACGUCCACUAAAAAAAACUCACGAUUUUGUCGAUGUUCGAUUUUCACAACGUAUUAAUGGUGUUAUUGUAAAAUAUAUUUGUAUAAUCGGACGGUUUACUUAAUUUCGAUGUUUCUUAGGUGUUGCCCCGCGUUGUCUGUAAAAUUAGAUGCACAAGACUUCAAUCGGUGUAUAAAUGAAAUAGUGUUAAGAUGACAAAAUAUACGUUAAUCAUAGACAAGAUAUAAAGUUUUAAAACCCUGGUGUCCUCGAUGACAUUUAAAUCUACUCAGCAAAUGAAUUCUUGCCCCUACAUAAUGCACGUCCAGGAUUAUACCUACUGCAUAAACCUUAAGACUUGUUAUGAAAAUUAUAAUAUAAACACUGCGUCUCAGUUAACAAAUUGUAAAGAUUAUCAACAUUUCGUCGUUUAAGUUCUAGCAACACCAACCAUAAGAUUGAAGCCAUUUAUUAUAAUGCUGAAGAGCUUAUUUGUUUGUUUGAAUGCGUUAGUCUCAGGAACUACUGGACCGAUUUGAAAAAUUCUUUCAAUUAGAUAGCCCAUUUAUCGAGGAAGGUUAUAGCCUUUUUAUUUUAUUCCUACGGGAACGGAAACCAAGCGGGUAAAACCGCGCGGCGUCAGCUAGUCUAAAUUAAAGAGAAAGCUAUAUUUAUGAUAUCUCUUUAGUUGCGAUUCGAUUGAAAACUCGUUUGAUUAUGGUUUAGUUUUAUUGAUAUAAAUAUACUAACCGGUUGCUUUGAUUUAAACCGAACUAUUCGUUUUAUCGUUCCUCUAGUUGCCAAUUUAGGUAUAUUGUGUUAUUAGAACUUGAACGAGGAUUUGUAUAAAUAUGACAGAAAAUCAUAUAUAUUGUAUUUGUUUGUCAACGUUUUCCUCUAAUUAGAUGCGCAUUAUAUGAACUAUUUAUGUAUCUGGGCCUAGUAUUAAUGUAAGUUAUUGUGACACCGUCCUUACCCAGAUAAUGGUAAGCGAAGGCGUAGUUAUACCUAAAUAUUUAACUGUUUUGUAACGAUUAAGUCAUGUUAUGAACUUAUAAUUAAUAAUAAAUAUAGUUUCCGAA